UUGGGUACAUGGGCGUAUUAUGGACUUUGGUAUUAUCCUUUAAAUAACAGAAUGUAAUGCUUAUGGCCUGACCUCAUAUCCUCUAUCAUUCACUGCUGUAGAAAUAGUCGCAUAAAUGAUCUGUUAUUCCUUUCAUUUAUCCAGAGCUUUAGGUCUUCUCCCAAAGCGAAGUUGACGUGUUGCUGACCCCUAUUGGUGACACUGGAUAACGAGCAUUCUCAACAAACAACAUGGCCUCCUCGUACAGUCAGGAGUGGAGAUCUGUCUGUGACAAAUUUCGUGACUCUCAAACUCUCUCAGAUGUAGAGUCAAGAAAGGAUCCAGAGAAUGACCCCUUUCGCUCUAAAUAUAAAGCCAGGGACCUGUUAAAGGAGAUAUACACUGUGUUAAAUAACUUUGAUAUCGGAGAGACUGAGAACGAUGACAACGAUGCUGAGUGUCAGACAGAGGAACCCGUUGAUGGAGGCAAGGGUGAGGCUUGUGGGAGAAGCUGCCCUGGUGAUUCCAGUGCGGGAAUACGAGCUGCUAAACUCGGGGUGAUCGAAUACUACCUCGGCGUAAACCAUUUGGAAACUGAAGAAUUGUCUGCUGGCGAAGAGCACUUGAUGAAAUGCAUGAAACUACUGGAAAGGUGCACCAUUACACAGGAGAACGUGUCUUUGUGUAUCCAGGCCAGGAAUCAGCUUGGAAUUCUGUGGGCGGGCAGAGAUGAAACCGAGAAAGCGCAAGGAUUCUUAGAGACAGCCGAAUCGAUAUACAUACGCUACAUGAAAGAGGAUGGCCAGCCGCCCAUGGAUCUAACAGAGUUCUUUGUUGGAGAGGAAGAUCAACUGUCUCAACAAGAGAGGACAAAAAGGUUUGAGAUGGCGUACACCCACACCCUGUACUACCUGGCUCAGGUGUAUAAAAACUUGGAGCAGUUUGAGCGGGCUGGGAAAUACUGCCACAGCACCCUGCAGAGACAGCUGGAGUUCAACCAGUUUGUGCCACUUGAGUGGGCUAUCAAUGCAGCGACACUUUCCCAGUAUUACAUCACAAAGACCCGGUACAUGGAGGGGCGGCACUGCCUGGCAGCCUCCAGUGUCAUAGUCGGACUGGCUGGGGAAGUUCCCUCUGAGGCCGCUGCCCAAGAGAGUGAGGUUGAAUAUGAGCGACGUGAACAGCUGCGCCAGAAGAGGGCAGAAAUCGGCAGGUGUUGGAUUAAAUACUGCCUCAAUCUGUUGCAGGACGCUAGGAAACUCUUGGAGGAUAACAUUGGCGAGCUGGACGUGGACCGUCAGGCCGAGCUCAGGCGCACCCGGCGAGAUGAGGAAGAGGAGCGCGAGCGUGAGAGGAAGAGCACAGUGCUGUUCAGCUCCAGUGACACAUUCGACUCCAUCUGCGCCCUGGAGGACAAGGUGAGCUGCAUCUUCCCGCUGGACUUUGACGAGGCGCGCGCCGUCUUCCUGGUGGGCCAGAACUACGUGGGCGAGGCCAAGGAAUACUUCGAGAUGGACGGCCACGUGACCGACCACAUCGAGAUCCUGCAGGACCACAGCGCCCUCUUCAAAGUGCUGGCCUUCUUCGAUGAGGACCUGGACCGCCGAUGCAAGAUGCACAAGCGCCGCGUGGACUUGCUGGAGCCCAUCUGCAAGGACCUGAACGCCCAGUACUACCUGCUGGUGUGCCGGCAGCUGCAGUUCGAGCUGGCCGAGACCUACUAUGAGAUGAUGGACCUGAAGCUGGCCCUGGCCGACCGGCAGGAUGACCUGGACGCGCACACCGUCAAGAAGUUCAACCACCUCUGCUCCUCGUCCAUGAGGUUCUACGACAUGUUCCUGGACUCCACGCGCUCGCCCGAGGGCAAGUUCCCCGACAAGCUGGAGGACGACCUGCUGAGGCCCGCGCUGGUGGCCAAGUUCCGCGUGGCGCGGCUCCAGUCCAAGCUCAUCUCGUCCAGCCCGUCGGUCCAGAUUGACAACCUGAACCUCUCGCUGGAGGCGUACCAGUUUGUGGUGCAGUACUGCAAGAAGCACCCAGAGGCCAAGGCGACCGUGGAGACGGAGCUGGAGCUUAGCGAGGAGAUGGUCAACCUGCUGCCCAUCAAGAUCAACAGGAUCCGGGCCAAGAUCACCACCAACUGAAGCACACCUAACUUAACUAACAUAGCCCCCACACUCUUGUAUGACUGGAAUAGAUAAAGCUUUUUUGUUUGUUGGGGUAACACACAAAACGAUUUAAUUUGCACUGUUAAAAACACUCUUCUUCCGGGUUUUGUUUGCGCUCUCGCAAAGUAAAUCCAUCUUGACACUAGUGAGUCUAUGUGGUCACCCUCUGCCUUUUUCCACUGAUUCCUGAUAAGUAUUUUCAACUAAAGCUCCUGUGUAACUUUAACUGCUCAUCUCACUCAUAACAUAGUUUCCCAACCUCCCCAAUGCCACUGUCAGCUUGGGACCAAUGCAGUAUGAGCUGCUAGAGAUUUAGAGACAUUUGUUUUGCCAAUGCAUGACCUCUCUAGUUUUCAACCCUCAUGUACUAAUAAACACAAUUUGUUGUAUAAAUGCAGAGACUGUUGUAAAUGCUAGAAUAUAACACAGCUGUUUUUGUUUGUUGUAAUUACAGAUCUGUUUAAAACGAUGACCGUGCUGCAAUAAACUUGUUGCUCUACAGUUA
Molecule: messenger RNA, 2652 nt
Organism: Clupea harengus (Atlantic herring)
Lineage: Eukaryota; Metazoa; Chordata; Actinopteri; Clupeiformes; Clupeidae
Gene: kifbp
Product: kinesin family binding protein
Exons: 7
Coding region: 231-2123 (630 amino acids)
Biological process (GO): central nervous system projection neuron axonogenesis; neuron projection maintenance; microtubule cytoskeleton organization
Molecular function (GO): protein binding
Source: RefSeq, a predicted model, not a curated record